AUGUCUCGUUAUUUCGAUCGCGAUCCUUCAGAAUGGAAUAUUGAAAGCUUUCUAGAGAAUUGUGACCAGAAAACAACGAGAGCGAAGCUUGGACUUUAUACUACGUGUUUGAGUAAAAUCGUUAAGGAUGAGAAUAGACCAAGGCGUGAAAAAGCACAAAUAUUACUCGAUUCAAUUAAAAAGCCUUUAUGCCUAAGCCACGAAACUAGUUUCGGAGCACAGCCUUUAAGCCGAUCCGAUGGGAUAGAAAUUGACAAAGCUGUAAGAAAAAUGACUAAGGAUUGGGAGUUGAACAAACCCAUAAUUAAUGUUCAGAACACAUUUUCGGGAGGCACAUUUUCGGGAGGCCAAACAAUUGGAACUGUCGGCGGUAGAAUUUCUGUUACUAAAAGAAAUCAGGAAGCGGACAAUGAAAAAGUUCCCAAACGGACAAAGAUAGAUGAUUGCCUAUCCGUUGGUGAUCAACGUGGACAAAGGAAUGAACAAAUUCCCGAACACCAAAUCCAGCCGAAAAAACAAUCCAUCGAAUCAAAUGAUUUAUAUGAUAGCGAGAUCGAAGAUGCACAAGAAUUUACCCUUACCGACUUUGAUAUUGCAUAUAAUAGCCUAGACCCGGCAAAGAUGUGGACUCUCAAGUCCUCUGGUCGUGUUGUCGAGAAAGUGAUCUAUGAGUAUGCACGAAAAUUGACACACGAAUCUUAUCUGCACUCAUUUAUAGUCAACGAUAUUGAUGUAGCCACCAGAUCAUUGUUUUCCAAAGAAGAAUGGAAGGAAAUCACCACCUCAGAAGUCAAAGAUAAGCCGAAACUCGAACAUUCUCACGUAGCAUUGCUGAAAAAGUACACGACCGACAAUAUUAAGGAAUUACGAAAUGCACUUUCCGAACCGCCUGUAGAUGGAGCUGAAUUUGAUCGAAACCUUCAUUUUGAUUUGGACUUUAUUAAUUAUGCUUAUCGAGGAAUGUUGUUUUUGUGGGAGAAGGGAGUAGAUCCCUUUGACUCAACAAAGUUAGAGGGUUGGUAUGAGAUGUGCGUUUGGGGUCGCUUAAUUGACCCGGCCUUUGAUAAUUUGGACAUUAAUUUAGUGCGAGGGGAAGGUAUGAGCUUCGCGUCGAGCGACCGGAAGAACAUUGAAAGGUCAGUAGCUGAUCGAAAAAUGAUUGGUAGAAAAGGGGAUGGUGUUUUUAGACAAUAUAAGAAGCGCCUAGAAUUUGGUGCAGUAGAGGCAGGGCGCAAAUGGGAAGGGAAGAUAGGUACUAAGUAUUUGAAAGAUUCAUUGAAAUUAUGUAAAAUGUUGAAGGACAUGAUAACGCAACUUUCUACUGAAUGUGAUGGAGUAGAAGAUCUCGUGAGACAAUUGCAAGUUGUCGGGGUUCUUAACGGAGCAAACAUGAUCCAAAUCAUUACAAUGGAUUACCCAAAGGGGUACAUUUCUCGUGUUCAACGUAGAAAUGUUCGUGAGGUUGCUGGGCGUUUAACUAAAUCUGAUCCACUUGCUUUAGUUUUGAAAGAGAUACUAUGCGCAAAAUUUAUCAUCAAACAAACACUGGACAUAAUAAAUAAGAAGAAUAAUGUUAAUAUCGAAAUAUUUCUCAAUGAUUCUGACGAUCAAGGUGGAUCUCGCACGCCUCCAACCAUUGCAACACCUCCAACUUUCACGACUCCGAGUAAAGAGCGUACUAAGGAUGUGAUUAAUGAAAGAAAAAAGAAUAAUAAUAAAUAG
Messenger RNA from Funneliformis caledonium, 1722 nucleotides. Lineage: Eukaryota; Fungi; Glomeromycota; Glomeromycetes; Glomerales; Glomeraceae. The record is from the annotation of a GenBank genome assembly.